Messenger RNA from Erythranthe guttata (spotted monkey flower), 5175 nucleotides. The record is from RefSeq and is a predicted model, not a curated record. NCBI's taxonomy places the organism in Eukaryota, Viridiplantae, Streptophyta, Magnoliopsida, Lamiales, Phrymaceae.
AUGAAGAAAGAGCUCGCCCAGUUACGAGAACGACGAAUGCAUACCCAGGGAGAGCCUCCAUCUGGCGUGCCACGAGAAGAGCGAACACACGUAGAUCGUUCGGAAGGAAGAGGAGAUAGCUUCAGUUCCAUGGAGCAAGAAGAUGCAACUAAAGAAAGAAGAAAUGCUAGGGAGGUAAGGCAACACCACAUUAAUCGACCGAUUGAUAUCAUAGAGGCCGGGCCGUUCGCAUGGAAUAUCUUGCAAGAUCCACUGCCAUCCACAUUCACCCCUGUGGGUUUUUUCUAUGAUGGAAUAGGCGAUCCUUUGGAUCACAUGUACCGAUUCAAAAGUAUAGCAACACUGCACUUGUAUACGGAUGGAAUACGAUGCCGCGUAUUCACUACCACGCUAAUAAAGAAUGCUCAACUUUGGUUCAACAGCCUGCCCAGAGGGUCCAUCACCUCUUUUGAAGAUUUUAGCACAAAAUUCCUGCGCAACUUCUCAAGUUCAAAGAAACAGCAGAAAACCGCGAUGGCUUUAUUCAGACUUAGGCAAAGAGAAAGAGAAGAUUUGCGCGAAUACGUGAAGCGUUUUUCCGCAGAGAAGUUAGAAAUCCCCGUGACACCUCCCGAAAUCCUCGUUAGCGCAUUCAUCCAGGGAUUGCAAGAUGGCGAUUUCUUCCGAUCACUAGCCAAAAGAAACGCCUCAACCUUCGCAGAAUUGUUGGAACGUGCAGAGAAAUACAUCAAUUUAGAAGAAUGUCGCCGGAUGAAAGAGGGAGAACGUUCCAGAGAUACGGGAAAUAGCGACAAGCGCAUCGUGCGGGCUCCACACAAGGGCAACGAACAAUUUCGAAGUAAUGUUCGUUCGUUAAUGGAAAUACAAGAAGAACAACCGGAGGCACAUUACCCCCCUAGCGCGAGAAGACACAACCAGUUCCCUACAUCAGGAGGACCCAGAUUCAAAAUAGGAGAUCCCCGGUUCGACAGGUAUACGGAGCUCGCUUUACCCAAAUCUGUUAUUCUCGAGCGUAUAGCCAAACACCCAAAACUACGAUGGCCAAGGGGGCAUAGCGAACCACCAAGGGGAACAGCAGUCGCGAGUGGAUAUUGUCACUUCCAUAAUGAUUAUGGUCAUGAGACCAAUGAGUGCUUCACCUUACGGGAUGAAUUAGAAAGGUUGGUGCGAUUAGGGGCCCUGUCAGAAUAUGUCAUGGAAGAAAGUUCUAAAGGAAGAAGGGACAGCGAGAAAAGGCGAAGAGAUGAAGAGGAUGAAGUAGAACCAAUAAUAAAACGGGGGUUCAUCAGUAUGAUCAUUGGCGGCCCGACAGACGGAGAUUCAAAUCGAGCGCGACGUUACCGCCUUCAAACCAUCAAGAAAGCCGAGGUAAACCAAAUUAGCGUUAAGGCUGAAGCUCAUCCCAUUAUUUCCUUCGGACCUCACGAUUGCUGCGCCCUAGACACGCCGCACGCAGACGCACUGGUGAUAACCUCCAACGUCGCUGGUUAUGAUGUCUCGAGGAUCUUCGUGGAUAAUGGUAGCUCGGUGAAUGUUCUAUUUCAUGAUUGUCUACAGCGCAUGGACCUCGAAGUGGACGUCGCCCCAGUAUCCACAAUGUUAUAUGGUUUUAAUGGAGGGUCAGUUCGUCCGUUGGGCCAAGUGAAGCUUACGGUGUCUCUAGGAACGGCCCCACUCGUGAAAAUUAAAACAGUUAAUUUUAUGGUGGUAGAUGCGCCCGAAUCCUCAUAUAAUAUGAUCUUCGGGAGGCCCAUGAUUAAUACCUUCCGGGCGAUACCUUCAACAUACCACAUGAAGCUAAAAUUUCCUGUAGGGAGUGAAGUCGGAGAGGUCAUUGGAGACCAAACGAGCUCACGGUCGUGUUACGUAGAAUCAGUUCGUCAAGGGGAAAAGAGCAAAAGAGUCAGAGAAUCGCAAGGCGGAACCAUAGAUGGGAAGAAAGUACGAACCAACACAGCGGAGGCAACGCCGAUCCACACUAGCACCAGCGAAGAACUUAUAGAGGUCAAAGUCAUACCCGAUCGCCCAGAAUGCGUCACGCGAAUAGGGUCUAGUCUAGAUGGAGAAAUGAAGGAGCAGCUGAUUGGUUUGUUGCGAGACAAUUCGGACGUGUUCGCAUGGAAAUCGGAAGACCUCACUGGAAUAGACCCAAGCAUCAUGGUCCAUAAGCUACACAUCAACACGAAGGUCCGACCAGUGAAGCAAAAGAAGAGGCAUUUCGGAGCCAUCAAAGAUGCUAUCAUCAAGGAGGAAGUGGACAAACUCCUACAAAUCGGACACAUACGCGAAAUCCAAUUCCCCGAAUGGCUUUCAAACGCUGUUCUAGUAGCUAAACCAGGCGGUAAAUGGCGUAUGUGCAUAGAUUUUCGCGACCUCAACGCCGCAUGUCCUAAAGAUCACUAUCCACUACCCAGGAUAGAUCAGCUGGUAGAUGCCACGGCAGGAUGCGAAUUACUGAGCAUGAUGGACGCAUCGCAAGGGUAUCAUCAAGUCAGACUAGACGUCAUAGACCAACCCAAGGUUAGUUUUAUCACAUCGGGAGGCACAUACUGUUAUCAAGUUAUGCCGUUUGGUUUAAAAAAUGCGGGUGCGACAUAUCAGAGGCUAGUAGACAAGGUGUUCGCUAAGCAAUUAGGGCGAAAUCUAGAGGUAUAUGUGGAUGAUAUGCUAGUAAAAAGUCGCGAGGCCACAUCACACAUAGCUGACCUCGCGGAGACCUUCUUGACUCUUCGAAGAUAUGGCAUGAAGUUGAACCCUGCUAAAUGCUCUUUCGGAGUCUGCACCGGAAAAUUCCUGGGAUAUAUGGUCACUAAACAGGGCAUAGAGGUCAACCCGGAGAAAGUGAAAGCGAUCACAACAAUGACUGCGCCAAGGACAAUCAAAGAAGUACAAACGCUGGCGGGGAAAGUCGUAGCACUCAGUCGGUUUGUGUCACGUCUCGCCGAACACAGUUUCCCUAUUUUUCGAGCAUUACGAAAGGGGAAAGAGUUCGCCUGGACGAAGGAAUGUCAAACCUCCUUCGAAAAUCUGAAGCAAGUCCUUUCGAAACUCCCUUCGCUAUCCCCCCCAGAAGAAGGAGAAACCCUCUGCAUGUACUUAGCUGCAGGGGAUGAGUCCAUCAGCUCAGUAUUGUUCAGAGAAAAAGAUAAAAAACAGUUGCCCGUGUAUUACGUAAGUAAAAUCUUGCAAGGCGCCGAACUUCGCUAUCCCGAAGUCGAAAAGGUCGGCCUGGCACUCAUAACAACAGCAAGGCGAUUAAGACCAUACUUCAUAUCCCAUACUAUAAUAGUAAGGACCAGCUAUCCUCUACGACAGACAUUAGGGAACGCCGAAGCAUCGGGGCGCAUGGUCAAAUGGGCCGUGGAAUUAGGCCAGUACAAUGUCGAAUACGAGCCCCGGACCGCAAUAAAAGGGCAGGCACUGGUAGAUUUUCUGCAAGAAACUACGCGCAUUGAGAACUCGCAGCCAUGGGAGGUAUAUGUGGACGGAUCUUCCACAAAUCAAGGCGCCGGAGCAGGUGUGUUGCUUAUAAAACCCAACAAAGAAGAAUUCCACUUUGCUAUAAAAUUCAAUGUUAGAGCAUCAAAUAACGAAGCCGAAUAUGAGGCCUUGGCGCAAGGACUGGAGAUAGCACAAAAAAUGGGAAUAAAAAAAGCCAAAGUCCACUCCGACUCUCAAUUAGUGGUACAACAACUGGCGGGUGAAUACGAGACCAAGGAUGUACGGAUGGAAGCAUAUGUGAAAGUUAUCAAGACAUUGGUCGAAGGCUUUGAAGAGUGCGAAAUCAUCCAGAUCCCGCGAGAAUCAAACUCACAAGCUGAUUUCUUGUCCAAAAUUGGCAGUUCAUCCGUGGAUUGCAGCGAGCGGAAUAUAACCAUAUUAUCAACUUGCGGACGAUUUUUUGAAAGUAAUAGCGAAAAACUUGUUGCAAGGGUGGAAGAUCAGGAAGAUUGGCGAACACCAAUCAUUACUUACCUUAAAGGCAAUACAAUCUCAGAUCGACGCACGCGAGAACGAAUAGAAUACAAGGCCCGGCAUUUUUAUUUAAUAGGCGAAACGUUGUUUAAGAGAUUAUACUCGCAUGUAGACGCAAGGUGUCUAGGAAGCAGCGAAGCUGAAUACGUGCUGAAAGAAGUACAUGAAGGAUGGUGUAGCAACCAUGAAGGAGCAAGAACAAUAGUACAAAAGCUGUUAAGGGCAGGAUACUACUGGCCUACAAUGAAGAUGGAAGCCACGCAAUUUGUAAGACAAUGCCCUAAUUGUCAAGCACAUGCCAUAGUAGCACGUCAGCCAGGCGAACCUAUGAAAAUCAUAUCGUCACCAUGCCCUUUCGCGCAAUGGGGGAUCGAUCUGGUGGGCCCCUUUACAAUGGCGGUUCGCAGAAAGAGGUACCUUAUCGUAGCUGUAGACUAUUUUACAAAAUGGGUGGAGGCCGAGGCGUUAUCGCGAAUCACUGAAGAUGAGGUAAUGAAAUUUAUUUGGAAAAACAUUUGUUGCCGGUUCGGAGUCCCCAGAAUUAUUAUAUCGGAUAAUGGCACACAGUUCAACGGUAAAAAGAUAACGGGAUGGUGCACAGAGAUGAAGGUCGCCCAACGUUUCACAUCCGUGGCACAUCCACAAGCAAACGGGCAAGUCGAAGUAAUCAACAGAAUCUUGGUGGACGGUAUAAAGAAACGCAUUGAAAAGGCAGGCGGUGGUUGGGUAGAAGAAUUAGACUCGGUUCUAUGGUCUUAUCGGACAUCACCUAAAAGGGCUACCGGAGAAACACCCUUCAGCUUGGUUUAUGGGAUGGAAGCGAUCGUGCCGGCCGAGAUAGGCCUGGAAUCAUUAAGGGUUCGCGAAUAUGAUGACAGGGAGAAUGAAGAAAUGAUGCGAGAACACUUAGAUCUUUGCUACGAUAAAAGAGAAGCAGCAGACUUGAAGAUGAGAGAUAGCAAAAAUCGCAUUAAAGUCAGCUACGACCGAAAAGUCAACCCGAGAAAUUUUCAAAUAGGCGAUCUCGUAUUACGGCGAGCCGAUGCACUGAAACCCACGGGCAAGUUAGAGGCUAAUUGGGAAGGUCUCUACACAGUAACGAAGGUCGCAGCGGGUGGCGCCUACGAGUUACAAGAUCGAAAAGGCAAAAAAAUACCAAGAACAUGGAAUGUAUGCCACCUUAGGAAGUUCUACGCAUAG